Molecule: messenger RNA, 498 nt
Organism: Puccinia triticina
Lineage: Eukaryota; Fungi; Basidiomycota; Pucciniomycetes; Pucciniales; Pucciniaceae
Exons: 3
Coding region: 1-498 (165 amino acids)
Source: RefSeq, a predicted model, not a curated record
AUGGAGGGAGCCAGCCAGCUGUUGGUCCAGAACCUCAGCGCCAAUCUGUCCGACGACAAGGUCAUCAAAACAUUCAGGAUCUAUCUCUCCCGACAGGACCUUAGGAAGAUGACAAAACGAUCCGACCGCGAUGCGCUCAACUAUUGCGUGGCUUGGAUCAACACCACCCAAGCAGUAGCACCGCCACCCAUCCUCUUUCAAGUAUCAGAAGCAGCAAUCCAGCCCGCAGCUACCCACCAUACCGGCUCCCAAGUCGCCGCCAUCAUCUCGCUUCCGCCCACUCUGCUUGCCAAGCUGGCCCGGACUCCAGACAUUGAUGUCCAGCAAUGGAACAUCGAGCAGGAACACUGCCUCGAAAUCUUCCUUGUCAUGGCCCUCUCCGCCCCGAAACCAUCCCCCUUGCCUUGCUGUCCAGUAGUCCCCGCAAUCUCCUCGACUACAAUUGGAUCAAUGACCGAUUCGAUUUGGAGAGGACUUGCGACAAAAGAGGACUACUGA